Messenger RNA from Aphanomyces astaci, 1343 nucleotides. RefSeq lists its product as hypothetical. NCBI's taxonomy places the organism in Eukaryota, Oomycota, Saprolegniomycetes, Saprolegniales, Verrucalvaceae. The transcript has 2 exons. The record is from RefSeq and is a predicted model, not a curated record. Bases 1 to 1305 code for a protein of 434 amino acids.
AUGCGUGUCAACGUAGUGGCAAUGUUCGCAGCAGUGGCCGUUGCGUUGGCAGCGAAUGACACCACGAUCAUCACCGUCGAGCCAUCCAACACCACAACAACGUUGGCACCUCCGUCAUCCACUUCUACCACCUCCGACCCAACCACAACCACAACAUUGUCGCCUCCGUCACCCACUACUACCACCGCCGACACCUCUGACCCAACCACCACGACAACGUUAUCACCUCCGUCAUCCACUACUAUCACCGCCGACACCUCCGACCUACCAGCACCUCCAAACCCAACCUCAGUCGUCCCUACGACGACCACCAGUCCUACCACGAGUCCUACAACGACAAACACAACACCGCCGCUCCUGUCAAUCCCCACGGAGGCCAGUAAGAUUGUGACCGACGAACCUACAUCCAGCAUGCCAACGACUUCUACCACAACAAGGAAACCAAGUUCACUUGCCCUUGGUACCGCAACACAGCUCAUUUACGAGGCACAAGUCACACCGAGGCCAUCGGCAUCGACAACUGCCAGCAAAGCUACAUUGGUCACGACUGUCGCUCCACAGCCUGCAGUCACGCCUGCCGAAUCGAAAACACCAUCGAUGUUGAAGUCAAAUACCACGCUGGGUCUUCUUGGUGGCGGGCUGCUGCUGUUCGUAGCCGUCGUGAUCUUCAUAUUCGUGUCUGUCCGAAGGAAACUCCGCGUGCUUUCUGUCCAAGCGGACGCCGAAUAUGCAAAUGUCCCAUCUCCACUUCCGCCCCCACGACACUCCUCUGUGACUGUCUCCAGUGCUUAUGGCAUUGCCAGGGCAGCAUCCCAUGACCAUAUUGGCAGUUGGCGGGGCAGCAGCUUCUCCCAGGUGUACGAGAACCCCUCGUCGAUCGACACCCGAUCGCCGUCCAUGCGUUCCGUACAUGCUUAUUUGGGAAGCGGCGCGGUACGGUACUCGGGUGAGUACGGAGGGCUCGCUACCCCCCACGCGGUGCGUCAAGGAGGAUCCCGGUCCUUUCAGUUCUUCGAUCCCCACACGUUGGCCAUACACGGGCGUGCGACGUCGUUCAGUGAUCACGCUCCCAUGUCGUCAGGCCGGCGGUUGUCAGGAGACCUUGGCAUGCCUUCGAGGCGGUCAAACGACUGGCGCGACUUCGUCGACGCUACGUAUACCUCGUCCAUCCCCCGGACAACGUCGGCGCCCAUGGCCUUGUCGUCCAUGCCAGGCGCUGCAACACCGCAUACCCCCAUCGGGACCUGGAGUCGAACGGACAGCGGGGGUGCCGACGAUGACGACGGCAGCUUUUACGAUUUUUAAGCACGUGCAAUUAUAAUCCAACAACUUUUUGAAGUGGA